This is a messenger RNA of Dermacentor silvarum, 6275 nucleotides long. It is a transcript of the gene und, whose product is annotated as methionine aminopeptidase 2. The transcript has 12 exons. The record is from RefSeq and is a predicted model, not a curated record. Gene Ontology annotation, molecular function: metalloaminopeptidase activity. NCBI's taxonomy places the organism in Eukaryota, Metazoa, Arthropoda, Arachnida, Ixodida, Ixodidae. The coding region runs from base 26 to 1450 and encodes 474 amino acids. Gene Ontology annotation, biological process: proteolysis.
GGGAGCCGCCGUACUAAAAUUAAGCAUGGCGGCUGUGGUACAAGAUCACGGAAGCAAACAUGUGGACGAAAAAGAGGAGAUUAUAGAGGACGGUGAUGAGGAGGAUGACGCCGAGGACGACGCCGGACCCCAGGACGCCGCCAAGAAGAAAAAGAAACGGAAGAAGAAGAAAAAGAAAGGUCCCCAAGAAGCCAACGGGAUAGAGCCAGGGUCAACUCAAGUUUCAGAGGUAGCAGCCGCGCUCGAGAACCAGCAUAUUGAUGGCACAGGGGACAAGACCGAGGAGAAAGGUGAUGGCGAGGAAGCAAAGAAGAAGAAAAAGAAGAAACCUAAAGGUCCAAAGCAGCAGACUGACCCGCCAUCAAUUCCAAUCUGUGAUCUGUUCCCCGAUGGCAACUUUCCGAUUGGAGAGGAAGUGGAACACCCCAUCCCAAAUGACAGCCGUACAGGAAGAAACCGCCUGACUGAUCCAGAGAAGAAAGCUAUGGAAAGCAUGUCGCAAGAGCAGUACAAGGAGAUUAGGCAGGCAGCUGAAGCACAUCGUCAGACACGGCAGUAUAUGCUGAAAGUUAUCAAGCCUGGAAUGACCAUGAUUGAAAUAUGUGAAUUGCUGGAGUCUACAGCUCGCACGCUCAUCAAGGAGAAUGGGCUGAGCGCAGGGCUUGCAUUCCCCACGGGUUGCUCUCUCAAUCACUGUGCUGCACACUACACACCGAACGCAGGCGACCCGACGGUGCUGGGCUACGACGAUGUGUGCAAGAUUGACUUUGGCACACACAUCAAUGGCCAAAUUAUUGACUGUGCCUUCACGCUGACAUUCAACAACAAGUAUGACAAACUGCUGGAAGCGGUACGAGAUGCCACUAAUACAGGAAUAAGGACGGCUGGAAUAGAUGUCAGGCUUUGUGACAUUGGCGAGGCAAUCCAAGAAGUCAUGGAAUCUUACGAAGUGGAACUCGAUGGCAAGACAUACCAGGUGAAGGCCAUUCGCAACCUUAAUGGUCACUCGAUUGGGCCUUACCGGAUCCACGCUGGGAAGACAGUGCCUAUUGUGAAGGGAGGAGAAGCAGUGAGAAUGGAGGAAGGUGAAGUGUAUGCCAUUGAAACCUUUGGCAGCACAGGCAAAGGCUAUGUGCAUGAUGACAUGGAGGUGUCUCAUUACAUGAAGAAUUUUGACGCUGGUCGUGUGCCACUGAGGCUGCCACGUUCCAAGCAGCUGCUGGGUGUCAUCAACCAGAAUUUUGGCACUCUGGCCUUCUGCCGCCGCUGGCUUGACAGACUGGGCCAGACAAAAUAUCUCAUGGCUCUCAAGGAUCUCUGCGACAAGAGCAUUGUGGACCCGUACCCGCCUUUGUGCGACACCAAGGGUUGUUACACGGCCCAGUUUGAGCACACCAUCCUCCUGCGCCCGACGUGCAAGGAGGUCAUCAGUCGUGGAACGGACUACUGAGAUAGCCCAAAAGUGCUGGUGUUGUUAUAGACCAUCCCGCCACACAGCAGUGGUCUAGAACGCAAGCUAGCAAUGCAGCUGAGGUACCACUCCUCUGAAUCACAGUAAUUUUUGGUGCCUUGCGUACUGUUUCAUUUCUGGGUGUGUGCUGUGCAGCCCACUGGUAAAGAAAAGAAGCAAAUGCAUGGCUCACACUUUGGGAGCUCACCAGGCGCAGGUGCCAGCUGAAGCAAUUCCAGUGAACUGUGCCAGUGCACAUGGGAGCCUGUGUCACGUAGAGGAAGUCUUCCUCAAAACUGGGCACCUCCAAACUUACCUAAGUGCAAAAUGUGUACCUGUGCUCAGAUGUUCUCUUUUAAAGUAGACUGCACUGUACACUGAGGGCUUAGGAACUGUAUCAGAGGAUUUAGGCGACAGAUUUAGUGGCCAUUAGAAACAUGCAAGAAUACAGCUGGCAAGGACAGAAUUGUUUUUCUGAUUGAUUGGAACUUAUUUGCAUUUUUGGACAUUUGCAUGAACUCAUGGCUUUGUAUACGUUUAGCCCAGUUAUUAUCUGGUGCGCGAGUUAGGUUGCAGGACUGUGGAUAUUGCAGAAAUGUAGUGGUGGAGUUAUGUGGGAAAGUUGUUUUGAACAAAAGAGAUCGGUUUCACUUUGCCUAGAGAAGAGUGGGUAGUUUUCGAAGGAAAUAAUAUAAUAAAGCUUGAGAAAGAAUUAAUUUGAAUUCCACAUUACUUUUUUUUUUCUCACCUCUUUUAAACCUGCACUUAUUGUCUCACAGCCACAGGUUAUAAAAUUAACAGGUGUCGUUAUAGUUGUAGGAUGAGUUUGUGGUGUUCCAGGUGUUCUCUCGAAAGUAGAGGAAAUAUACACAUGGCUGGUGCAGCGACAACAUGAUUGCACAUUAAUUCUUUUUCUCAUUCUUCAAUGGGCUAGAGUUGGAAGUGUCGCAUUACUGCAGGCAAUUGCUUUCUGGUUGUCUUGGUGCUACACAUGUGCUGCUGGAAUUAUGAAAAACGUUUUCUUUUUUUAUCGCUGGCUUUCAGUUACGCAAAGCAGUAACAAAGGAACAAAACUGCUUAUAACAAUGCCACCUUUGAGACUGGCCUACAAAAUUUGCCAGGAGCAUGCUAACUUGCCUUUUAGAUCACUGCCUGCUCUCUUGCUGUUGUGCUUCCUUUUUUUUUUUGGAAGCAAAGUUGAUGCCCUUUGUAGCCUCAUGCUUGUUGGUUGGUUGGUUUGUACGUUUGUUAAAUGGGUAUAUUCUGUUGACUCUGCUCUUUUUUUGUUUGCUUGUUUGUUUCAUCAGCCACUUCUGGCAUGCUCCCAGAGCAUGCAUUAAGUGCAGGCUAAUACUAACUGGAAUUGUACUAACUACAUCUGGGUAAAUAGACUUGAAUGACUGUGCAGCUAAUUUGCUGCAUAUGAAAAGCACUGUAUUACAACUGCAACCGUGAAACUACGCUUUGGGCUUCUUAUAGCUAAGAAAGGACGUAAGCUUGUAGAUACAUGUGUUCAUCCAAUCAGUAAUUGUCAAUUUUGUUUGCAACAAUAACCAGCAGAGCCGCCGCACAUGGCCUGGAAUGCUCCAUCUCCCCUAUGAUUGCUGUGUGCUAUUUCUUUGCUGCAUCACUGCAUGCUCUGUAGGAAGGACAAUGACUGACAGCAAGGUUGGGGACCGAAAUUUAAUUGUGCUAUAUACAGCAGUCGUGAUCCAGGAAAUGGGUCAAACGUGUCUGUUCGCUUGUCAACACUCAUUACGUCAGAGAUGCGUCACUCGGAGCUGAGGGAUUCCCUUGGCUGCAUAAGACGAUGCACCGUAACUGAUUAAUAGAAAAGGGCUCCACAAAGAUGUUAGUCAGUGUAACAAAAUCGAGCAACUAUGUUUUCGAGAUUGUUCUUAUACUGUCGAACUCGGAUUUAUCAAAUCUGAAAGGGAUCACAAGAAAGUUUGAUAUAUAUAGAUAAUUCGAUAUAUAAAAUAAAAAUUAUAAACUUUCAAGAGGAUUUUACAGCUGUUCUAUAUACACAAUAAUUGGUUAUAUGUGGGUUUGAUAUAUCCAGGUUCGACUGUACGUGCAGAUGGGAGUAGGAGGUAGUGAGUAGCACCUUGGGAAUUGAUGCAUACUCUUUGAACAGGCCAGACUGCACUGAAAUGUUUGAAAGAAAGUGGCAUUUACAAGCUAGGAAAUGGGCUUAACGUGUCUGUUUGUAGGAGAAGUGUCCCACAAAUUACUGGACGUGGUGAGGGCUUUUUAUGUACAGCCAGGUGACUAUGUUCACAUAGUCUGCAUACCUGUUGCUAGUUCCAAGCUGCUGUUUGCAGUAAUUGUGCUAUGGGAGUCAAGCACAUUUGAGUAUUAGGUAUUUUUUUCGUUUUUUUUUUCUAUGCUUGGAUAAAGCAGCAAGUGCUUCUCAGUUUUCACGAAAGCACGCAGUACUGUUGUGAAUAAAGGGAACCCAAACGGGAAAAUGAAAUUAGUAUGACAAGACUUGUUGGGGUGCCAGGGCGCAUAAUAAGUACACUUGAUCAUGAACUUAAUUUUUUAGAAAUUAAGAUUAGUAAAGAUUUGAUUGAUUGGAAGUGCAACACACCGCUCCUUGUAAGAAAAAAAAUGAUAUGGACUGGUAUUAUAUAAAAUCAAAUAAAAUCUUUCAAUGUUUCUUUUUGUGUUUGAAUGGCACUGUUUUGGUUUUCUUUGUCCUUGAAAGUGAAUUUUAAUUGAUGAAGCAGCUUAUUGGAAUGUUUUGUAAUUCAGUUUUAUAAGCACAUUCCUAACUUUUAGUGAGGAUUUUUAGUGCUCUCUUCCAAGCCUGGACUUUUAUAAUAAGGUUCUCUUGCAAGUCAAUUUAGCCCAGAGGGCAGCUGGGGUGAGAAAUUACAAAUGUGGUAAUCAUACGACAAGCAUGCAGCAUUUAACGGGUGCGUUACAGAAGCAAUUGUUCAUUUCUCUCUAUUGGUUUUGGUGGAUAACCAGCCAGAACUAUCGGUGCGUGUGCUUCAUGCCUUGAUUAUGCUUUUGCACUCACUAACUAAAUAGAGGGUCAAGACAUCGAGUAAUAUCCACUCGGCAUAUUUGGCUGCAUCCAAGCUUACGCAAAGUGAAAUGCACUGUUGUCGCUAAUGAGCAUUGCCAUGCAAAACAGACACCAUCAGUUACAAAAGUUCUCAGAUCCGAGUACUCGGAGCCAGGCUGAACUUGACGCCGUUUCAUAAUACUGUGCUCUUUGACGCAGAUCAAUUUGUUUUGGUAUAGAACCCUAGCUACCUCCAAAGUAAAGGAUCAGCCCAAUGUGACCAACCACACAGCGUUUCCAUGUGCCAUUAUGUCGUGCAUGGUCGUGAGCUCUUCAGCUUGAAAACUCGCAUUAGGGAGUGCUGAACACUCAACGCAAAGCUGUGAUGGUCUUAAAGGACUUAAGAAAUGUUUGUUCAGGCUAACAGCCAGUUGGCUAGAUGCACAGUUCUUCUGAAGCAUUGACUGCAAGUCCCUGCAGUGUAUCUGUGGGUCCAGUGCCUAUAGUUCUUUACAGAAUUUACAGAAUACGUAGGAGACAGCGUUAUGUUGUUUCCUUGACUUUGCAACUGUACCCGUUUUAUUUUGUUGAGCAUUUUACACGUGUGCUUUCAUUCAUGCUUUUCAUUUGACGUAAUUGUAAUAACUACUGUAAUAAGUUUGUUGAGGACUGCAUCAGCAGUUAAUUAAGAUGAGUGCAUAAUGUGUGCUUUGUUGAAAAUGGUGACUCCCUGUUAGUUCACUCACUUUUGCAAGACACAUACUUUAUAUUCAUAUGAUAAGGAUUUCUUGGUCACUGAGUUUAUGCAUAAUUAAAAUAUCACUGGAUAUUAUGAAGUAAGCAUUUUGCAGCUUUAGGUUCAUGCAAGAAGAUUGCCACUCUCUUUAAAUAGGAUGGCAUUGCUUCUUACCAUUUUUAUUUUACACCAACGUGCUUUCUUGGCAAACAGCGAGAAGUCGGAAACUUCAAGAGCCACUCCUUAAAUAGUGUGUUGAAAAACUUUUUUAUGCAUGUUCUGCUGUUCUGCAACUGACUUUUGUUUUGACCAUUUUACAGGCACAGUUUUUGUCAUAUGUUAUCAUCACAAUGCACUGGUUUUUACGUGAGUGAGAAUCAGCAAAAAAUACUAAUCGCUGGAUAUGUGAGCUAACCAUGCAUCUCAAUAUUGACAUUGCUAAUCCUCCAUAGCGCACACUUUCUUGAAAUUGGACAUAAUGAAGCUGAACUGAUAAUACAUUUAGUAAUUCUUGCAAAUAUAGAGGGGGCUGCUAGGAGAUCGAGGAAAGAACUUUGCAAAUUAGAUUUAUAAUGUAUGUUAAUAAAGCCGCUAGAAACUAGAGUUGGGAUUUGGAAAUGUUAAUGCUCUCUAAUUUUAUUCAAGAUAAAUAAUAGUCUUAAUAAAGAUCUUAAUAAACAUCUGCAUGAAAAUAAUUCUGUACUCAAUAUUUUUAAUACCUUGUAGUUAUGCAGAAAGUUUGCUUCCAUGAUCAGUGGAGGAUGUAGAAGUGUUGAACCCUGGAGGUGGUGUAUAACUGCUAUUGCAGCUUCUGUUUGCCCAUCACUUCCUCGUUUAAGCAGUGCAUAAACAUCUUCACCCUAAUUGUUACCGGAUGGUUUGUUUCCAUUUAUUUUGAGGCACUCUCCGUCUUCUGUGGGAACUGCCUCACUGCCUAUGUUUGGUUAUAUGGUUAGAUAUUGAGCGAUAGUAGCUGCUGUUUUCUAUCUUGUGCAUUGCCAUUUCUUGAAAACUUUAUAAAGGCCUUUGUUUGCUCAAUAAAAGUGUUCAUGAGGCACAUUUUGAACUGGAAA